CCGUCAGUUUUUAGGUUUUUAUAUUUGCUAUUAAUAGUUGAACCUCAAGGCAAGAAGGUUUAUUGUUUCCUUGUUAUUAUUAUUUGUUUUGUUCUUGGUAUAGCAUAAGCAACAAGCUAGCCCUAGUGUUAACCAUGUCCUACUCAAGCUAUGGCUUUGAUUUCCAUUUGCCCGACGAUGGUUGGUGUUUUCCCAAGGAUGACAUGCAUUUCCGUCGGAGCACGGAAUGGGUACCAUUGGAGAGUGCUGGUGUGGGUCGUUCGUUUGCCAAUACGAAUGCCGUGAUCUAUCCACGUGUUGUUGGCAUGCUUCCGCGUUACGGCGGUCAUGUGCCGGGAGAGAUAUUUAAAGUGGGAACUACCUAUGGUCGUUCGACAAUUGAUGCUAAACGUUGGCUGGCCCUGCACCGAGAUUAGUCUAAAUAAAUUGCUAAACAAAAAAAAUUGUAGAAAAAUGUACACUAAAUUAAUAAACUGUUAAAUUGUUAAACCAUUAUUCAAAA
Molecule: messenger RNA, 502 nt
Organism: Drosophila willistoni
Lineage: Eukaryota; Metazoa; Arthropoda; Insecta; Diptera; Drosophilidae
Exons: 2
Coding region: 135-416 (93 amino acids)
Source: RefSeq, a predicted model, not a curated record